Bemisia tabaci is the source of this 6572-nucleotide messenger RNA. RefSeq lists its product as uncharacterized. Gene Ontology annotation, molecular function: DNA-binding transcription factor activity, RNA polymerase II-specific. The record is from RefSeq and is a predicted model, not a curated record. NCBI's taxonomy places the organism in Eukaryota, Metazoa, Arthropoda, Insecta, Hemiptera, Aleyrodidae. Gene Ontology annotation, biological process: regulation of transcription by RNA polymerase II. Gene Ontology annotation, cellular component: nucleus.
GACGGACGGCGACGGUGUUCUUGCUGCCUGCUUAUCCGCCGCGUGUGUGCAUUUAAUUAUUUUUGUCCUGUAAAUCUUGAGAUUUCAGUUUUGAAGUGUAGCAAAAACGUCAACUCUCAAUCUAAAACACUUCAACUCUAAAAUGUGAUGUUCUUCUCCGCUUGUUUUACGUUCAUCGGCUGAUCCGCCGUGUGGUCUAAGACAACAGAAAGAUUGAUACCAUCAAGUUGAGUAAUGUAAUUGAAACCCAUAGAAGGAGGAAUCGACAACAAUUAUGGAGCUUGUAAAAGAAAAUAUAAAUUUUGCCAAUGUGUGUGGAGACUCUUUGAAAGGAUUUCUCGACCGUGACGAUGAUACCGAUCUGAUUUUGAAGGACCAUGCGUGGAAAAAAAAUAAUGUAAGUAGUGAUGAAUUUGCCUAUGAUCUCGGGCCACUCAUCAAAGAGGAACCAUUAGGUAUUUGGGAUAGUGACAGUAUUGAUAUGGAGACUCUUGAGGAAGAAUCAGAACGAGACUCUUUAAGAAUGAAUGACUUUGAUUUUAAUAAUGGCUUUGCGGAUUGGGUGGGGAGUUCAGUCGAUGACAAUUGUAGCAAUGAGCAGGAACCAUUUCUGCUUGAUGCGAUGCCAUCCGAAUAUGUCAAGUUGGAGCCCAGCUUUAACAUGGAAGAAGAAACAAAUUCCCAAUGUGGGGACUUGUUACAAGAUUCUGAGUGGGUAGAUAGUUAUAAGGAGAGCGCAGAAGAUAUCUCAAAUGAAAGUGAAGAUCAGACUGAAGCUAAUAAUGUCUCUUUAUCAUGUCAAAUUUGCAAAAAAACCUUUCAUGAACGUAUGUUCCUCUAUAAUCACUUGAAAGAAUUCCAUCAUUGUAAUAUUAUUUUUGAGUGUGACACCUGCCGAAAGAUCUUUUUGAGCAAAUCUAGUUUAAUUGCUCAUUUGCAUACUCACUCGCAGAGAAAAGCUGCAGAGAAAAAAUCCAGUUUGUCAGAUGCUUCUGUUGAGUCUGAUGGUGAAGAGUCGGAUGAUUCUCCUCAGUCUACUGUCUCCUGCGAAAUUUGUGGCAAGCAUUUUAUCGAGAAAAUAUUCCUUUAUAAUCACUUAAAAGCGUAUCAUAGUUGCAAUGUCAUAUUCGAAUGCGACACUUGUCAUAAAAUUUUUCUCAAUGACAAAAGCCUCCUUGCACAUUUGGAAACUCACACGAAAAAAAAUAAACGUAGCAAGCUACUUCAGUGUGACAUCUGCUCCAAAAAGUUCUCCUGGCAGUUGAGCCUAGACCAGCAUAGGCUCAAGCAUUAUUUCGAGCGGAAUUAUGUUUGUCAUAUUUGCUCGAAAAGGUUUUCACAAGAAAGUGAAUUAGAUUUACAUAAGGUCUCUCAUUCCUCUGAUGGUCUUCUUCAGUGUAAUAUUUGUUUAAGAAAAUUUGCCAGACAAUGUAACUUAGUUCAACAUAAAAGGGUGCAUAAUCGUACGUUUACUCCUAAAAGUUAAGUGCUACAUUCUUACUAGUGGGAUUUUGUCACUACUUAAUACUGCAGUAUAACCAUAGCUGUUACUCCUCUUAAUUCAACUGUUGAACAGUUUGUUUCUUUUACCCUAAGAAUCCAUUUGUGAAAUUUAAUCAUGAAUUAAAGAAAUAUUUUAUGAAACUACAUCAUUCUGAUGAAGCAGUAUGCAUUAGGGAGGCCCUUUGGCAAUGUCGGAAUUUUUUUGGUCUUACCCCCUAGAACUGAUCCAUUUGAUUAAAAAACACUCUCUGCCAAGUUUCAGCCAAAUCGGACAAUAUUAACCCGUGCCGACAGAACCAUCUUGUUUACAUUGAAAAACAGUUUUUUUCAGAAAAAUCCAUUUCCUCGAAAAUGUAAUUUCUAGAAAAAAAUCUGAGGUCAUCAGCUUUAGGAGGAAAAAUUGAGUAGGGUAAGUUGUGUUGGACACCUUAAAAAUUUUUUUUUACCCCUCGUUAUUCCGGAAAAUUCCGAUUUAAUGCAGCAACUUUGUCGUCAUUUCGGACUCAGCAUUAAAAAACACAAAAAAAACAUCCGUCACAUGUUGAGGUUCAUUUCCUGAAAAUUAAGUUUUCCCCCGAAAACCCUCUGUUUUACAAGAAAAUCGAUUUUCCGGAAAAUCCUGAUGGAAUAGAGGAAAAUGGAUAGCAUUUUCGGACUCAGCAUAAGAAAGUACAUGAUGAACACCUACCAUAUGUUGAGCUUUGUUUUCGGAUGCAGACCUUUGUAAUGAUUUAAGAUUUAUCACUGUCAUUUUACCCUUUUUUAGCGUUUUCUAGAUGCUUCAGUUGUUUCACCGCUGUAAUGAGGGGUAAAAAAAAUUUUUAAGGUGUCCAACACAACUUUUUCCACUCAAUUUUUCCUGCUAAAGCCGGAUAUGACCUCAGAUUUUUCUAGAAAUUACACCUUUUCGAGGAACUGGAUUUUUCUGGAAAAAAGUGUUUUUCAAUGUAAAAAAGAUGGCUCUUUCGGCACAGGUUAAUAUUAUCCGAUUUGGCUGAAACUUGGCAGAGAGUGUUUUUUGAUCAAAUGGAUCAGGUCUAGGGGGUAAGACCUAAAAAAUUAGCAAAGUAAAUUUUGCCGUGUAUAAUUGGGCCACCCUAGUACGCAGGCAUUUAAUCUUCAAUGAAAAGAAAUUUAAUUUCAGGAGAGUUGUGAAGUAAAUGUAUCUUUAAAUACUGAUGAAAGCAGAAGGAAGAUAGGAUGAAGUUUUUAUUCUUCUUUUUGUUUUGUCUCAAUGUGUGGCAAGCUCUCUUUUUAAAUCAUCUUAAGUAGAUAGUUGAAGUCUAACAUUUUAAAGAGGAUUAAUCAUGUGCUUUGUCAGGGAAAAAGUCACAAUUGCAUUUAGAAAAACUGAAUCAGUUCAAAUACCAGUAUUACUGUGAACUAGACAUUUCCAGGGACUAAUCCAUGGUGUGUGAGUGAACUUUAGAUGAAUAAGAAAUAUUAAGCCGGGAAGGCAGACAAAUACUCAUAAUAGUAAAUUGGAACUAAAUUUAUUUUAACAAGAUAAUUUGCCUAAAGGUGGGAACUCAUCCAAGUGCUGUAAUUACCGCUAGCAUAAAAACAUAUUCGCUUUUUACUUGACUUAUGUGUCAUUCUGUUUCAUUCCAAACUUCAAUGCAAUGUUGACUCUUUCCCUCAGCUCUCCAUUUUUUCCCCCACCCCAUUAUGAAAAGUAUCUCAGCCUUAAUAACAAGCUGUUCAUAUUUUAUUAAAUCUCAUCUUUUAUUUUCGAAGGUAGGAAAGAACUGAAUUUUUUUAGGAUUGAACUGAUUUUUAAAACUGUAGCUUACAAGCAUUAGAAAAAAUCAUCUGAAAUUUAAAUUUUUUUUAUGAAAUCAAAUCGGAUUUCCCUUCUAUUUUUUAUCUAGGCUUAUGUUAAAUCUCUCCAAGUCUUAAUUUAUCCAAUGUAGAGCUGAUGUGGUCAAUCGACCGCAUCCAAAUGAAAAAUACUCCAAGAAUCAUUGGAGUAUUUUUACCGUAACUGAAACGCAGAAUUGUUUACAGUUCAAGGAAGAAAUUUUCUUUUUCUCUGAUUAAUCUUUUUUUUCUUUCACUCUCCCCCUCUCGUUUUUUCUCUUACUUUCCCACAAUUUUUUAAAAUGAAUACUUCUUCUAAAACAUGCUGCAGUAGGCAUCUCAGAAAAGUUUUAAUUUUUGUUAAGUUGCAUCAUAUGUGGACUUUCCAUAACCGCAGAACAAAGUGACUCAUUGUUAACUUUCUGGCUGGAAAGAAACUAGUUGUUUUCGACUUCUUAAAAAUUGCCUCAGAUGUCUGUUGCCUUGUUUGAAACCAAUCGCUCCACUCAGACGUAAAAUGUAGUUAAGAAUGUUGCCUAUUUUGCUUUUCCUACUUACAAAAUAGAGUGUAAUUACUGCUGUCUCUGUGGUUUAUUUUCUCAGCAUCUCAAUUUCAUCAACCUUUGAAUGGCUCAUUCAAUCUGUUGUUUAUUAUUCAGCCUCCCUCUAGUCAUUUCAAAUGAAAAAAAGUAACCGAUAAACAGAAUAGGUGUUUAUGAAGGUGCUGUCUUUUACGGUUCAGAAAGAAACGUAAUAAUCUUGAUUCUUACUCUAAUUAUUUUCUUUUUUCCUCUCUCUCUCUCUCGCGAGGAGAUGUUUCCAAAUGGUUAGUUUUGCACUGUUCUGAAAGUUGGCAUGGAGUAAGUGGCAGUAACUGGAAACUAAUUCUCGAAAUAUCCAUCUUACAAACUGUUAACAACAACUCAAUAUCAUGGAAAUUUUCUCUCACUUUUUCCUCAAUAAUAGCAAAUCUUAACUUCUAAAAGCAAACAGGUGUUUUAUCAGUCUUAAGUUGAGAACCCACUCUCUUCGGAAGAGUCUUUGUAAAAAAAUCUCAUAAAUUGAAAUGAGUUCAAUACAUUUGAUAAAACACUUAAAAUUUCCGUAGUAUUUCUGAUCAAUUCAUAGGAAUGUUACUGAUUCACAGUUGUUGGCGAUUUUUAUAUUUUAUUUCAAAAUCUCAAAAUUAUGAAUGAAACUCGGGAGUUUCCAAUGGUUGCCCCCUACUCUAUUAUUGAACUUUAUUUUUUUCAUGAAUUCUUCCUUAAAUGAUUGUUUGGUUUUCUUGUUCCACUUUCAAUGGCUAUUCAUAAUUUGUGCUUCUUUUUUCUGUUAAUUGAAGCCAUUACGGAAAAAAUCCACAGACCUUGUUUAGUUUCUCUUACUGUUUAGAAUGCAUAAUUAAAGUCAACUUAUCAAUAUUGUUUUUUUUUUAUUUGUUGGUUUUUAAUUUGUAAAGUGUGCUAAGUAUAGGUAUUUACCAUUUUACUCACAAAGUGUAUAUCAUUGUCAGGUUAAAUUAAACACAGCUUAAAUUAAAAGCCAGAACAAGUGAAAAGAUAAAAUCUGUAGCCAGCUACAUGAAAUGGACCACCAGACAAGAUACAAAUUUAAACAUUCUAAUACACUUUUCCCUGUAAAAAUUUCAUGUAGAACACAACUUUUGCCAAAAAAUAGUACUGAAAUCAACGCAUCGGUCCCAAAAAAUUUGAAUUUUUCGCUUACAUGAUAAAUCAGAGUCUGCUUGAAUCAAAUGAAGCGCACCUCAACGAUUUUGGCAGGCUUCUCAAUAAACAGUGUUCCUGCUGCACCUUGUGUUAAUUAAAGUGUGAACAACAUAGAUUACCUGAGUGUAAGUGCUGGUAUUGAGAUUGUCAUAUUCUUAUAUUAUAAAGGCUGAAACAAUGACCUUCAAUUUGCGAUAAAACUCAAGUAGACUUAGGUUCUUUUAUGAGUGAGAAAUUUGCAUUCAUGCAUCAAAAAUGUCAGUGUCUUUGUGAGGAAUUGCUAUUAGUAAUUUUCAUUGUACAAAAUUUUCGUGAGAAAACAAAUAUCAUUAUCAUUAAAUUCACACCUUGUCCAGUGGUCCAUUUGACAAAAUACUGAGUUCUUACUUGGCUGUCAGCGUAGGCAGGGGCGAAAAAGUAGUUUUCUUCCAAGUUCUACAUCAACAUAAGUUUGUGUAGGUGUUGCAUUAAUGGGAUAAUGUAAAAUUGGUAAUGAUGAGCGUCCAAAAAAUAUCAUAAUUUGUAUUUACAUGGGUAUGUUUCUUCAACUCAUGAGUAAUGAUAUUACAUGGACUGGAUUCUUCACUUUUUCGGUGCAUAUUCCACAGCCGUCAGAAGGUUUUGAUUUAAGGCUUGACUUUUUAAGUGUAUCUGUCUCCUAACUGCAUCAUCUCAUAUGAUUCGAAUUGUGAUGCAGGCUCUAAUGAGACUCUUAUUGUGAGCCAAUAAGUUGAAUUUUUAUUCUAUUAAUUGAGACAGCAUGUAGUUUAUUUUACUGCAUCCAAAAAUCGUACCCUCUCAAUUUCGUUUUUUUAAAAAAAAAGUCAUAGUCCAAGAAUGGUGACAUAUUUCAUGAAGGAGUUAUAUAGUACUGGUAGUUCACCUGAUGUGUAACGUUUGUUUUAUACCUGAGUCUGUCGGCACCUAGUUGACAGCCUGUUUGUCCUCAUUUUGUGCCCCCACCUGAGUCCAUCAGUUUUUUUUAGUCUCUCAUGUUCAUCAGUAUUUAUGUGAGCCAAACUUGAUAGACUUCUGUCAAUCACUAAUUUAUUUAGAUAAUUAGUGAUUUUAAGAGAAACAUUAAAUUUUCAUUUUCCUAGAUAUUUUCCUCAGCACUCAAUGGAUUUGCGACUUUAAAGGAUGCGUCCAUCAUAAAUAGGAGGUAGCAAAACAGGCAACAAUUACAAUGUCAAUUUUAUUCUUAUACUGAGAAUUUCCUGUUUAUGCAUUUAUCAAACCAAAAACAUCUGUAAAAAUUGUUCAGUAAUGGUUCUAAUUGAUGAAUUAACGGGAGGCAUUCUGGUAAUCAUAUUAUUGGCUGAAUAAGAUGUUAGAAAUCGGGUGUUCUGGCCUUGAACUCUUCUCUUUGUUGCACUUUUCCUGGUACAUUAUUAUGUACGUUCUUGCAUGACAUGUUUUUCAUUGCAUUGAUAUUAUUUUCAAUCAUUUUUCAAUUUUUUUCCAUGUAGAUGAUAACAUUUUGUACUGAAUUUCUUAGAUUUAUGGCUGAAAAAUACAAGAAUAAAUGAUUUAAAAUCAAAA